CAGUUCAGUAUUUUGUGCACUUUCUCUGCUUUGCUGAAAGUUUGGCUCUGUGGAUUCCCACAUAUCCCGACAGCACGUGAACGCCGCAGCAGGGAGCUCAUCUGUUGGACAGGGAAACUAAUCAGGAGCCAAGUAAAGACUUUUCAACACCGCGAGCUAAAAGGCUAGCACGGCUCCUAAGUCAGCCGCCGCUACGAAAACGGGGGUAGGGACUUUGUUUGUGACCGACAACGUCUCCCCCAGGCAGGAAACAACUUUGUAGCCAUGUUAUAGUGGGUGUAUGGGGGGGAAACACUUGUAUCGUUGCGCUUAAAGUAUAAAAGCGAGCUGCCUCCGGUCAGCAAGCUUGUGGCUAGCUCCAUAACAUUAGCUGGGAAAGAAGUGGAGGCUUGGAGGGUUAAAAGAAACAACAAACUAACAAACAUGGAGCUGGACGACGUGGUCCUCUACCAGGACGACUCGGGCGACUCGGACGUGAUGUCCGAGCGGGUCGCCGGUCUGGCCAGCUCCAUCUACCGGGAGUUCGAGCGGCUCAUCGAGAGGUACGACGAGGACGUGGUGAAGGAGCUGAUGCCGCUGGUCGUCGGGCUGCUGGAGAACCUGGACUCGGUGUUCGCCGCCAACAAGGAGCACGUCGUGGAGCUGGAGCUGCUGAAGGAGGACAACGAGCAGCUCGUCACGCAGUACGAGCGGGAGAAAGCGCUGAGGAAACACGCGGAGGAGAGAUACAUUGCCUUAGAAGACUCCCAAGAUGGAGAGAAAAAGGACCUCCAGUCUCGACUGGUAACUUCGGAGUCCCACGCCCGGCAGCUAGAGCUAAGGACAAAGAACUAUGCAGAUCAGAUAAGCAGAUUUGAAGAGAGAGAAGCAGAACUGAAGAGGGAGUACAACGCUCUUCAUCAAAGACACACUGAGAUGAUCCACAGCUACAUGGAGCACCUGGAGCGAGCUAAACACCAGCACCCAACCACACCAGCAGAGCCGUCUGAUACAGCAUCGUCAGCUAAGAGACGGAAAGAGCGCCCCAUCUCCAUGGUUUUCCAACUUCCCGGGCCCGAUGGCAUGACCUCUGAAUUCCAGCGGGACCCUGUCGAUACCCCGUCUGAACCAUGGAGAUUCAACAACCUCAGCCAGUCGCAGUCCAACACCAGCAUCAAGUUUGAAGAGAUUUUUUCCCAAGUCAGAGAUGUUGGCGGAAUAUCACCAGGGAAAUUCUCCAACCAGGACGAGUUGGCCAAUGCAAAUCGUGGAAACUCCAUGCCCAGCACAGCAGCCAACCAGGGAAACGCCUCUAAACCUUCAGCUGCAGCCUCAUCAAACAAUGGAUCGUCCAAAGCCAACACUUCAGCGUCGUCUCAGGGCGGUUCUGUCACGCCGCUGUCUCCUCACGAAGUGGCCAACGGUGAACUCGCGCUCACCUCUUCUUCACCGCUGUCUACGGCUUCUUCCGAUGUCACCAUGGAGUCCGUGGAGCAGGAAACGUCAAGAGGACUCUGCAGGAAAAGUGGAAAAUCUGAAAACAGAGAGAACAAGGAAACGUCGAGGGAAGAACAGAAGGGCUGGCGUGGAGACGACGUCCAGAAGACUGGCUCUGCGCCCGUCACAAAUGAAGAUGGAGAUGAGAGCCCAGAGAAGUCUGAAGUGCAGGCCAUCCUAGAGUCCACUCCUGAGCUGGACAUGGACUUUGACAGCUGCCAAGGAACAAGCACACCGACCAAAGGUGGCAUCGAGAAUCCAGCCUUCGACCGCAACAACGACUCUCUGUUCGACGAGCUGGCGUCUGCAGGAAACGACAUGAUCGGCGACGUGGACGAGGGAGCCGACCUGCUGGGUAUGGGUCGGGAGGUCGAACAUCUAAUCCAUGAGAACACCCAGCUGCUGGAGACCAAAAACGCUCUGAAUGUGGUGAAAAACGACCUCAUAGCUCAAGUGGACGACCUGUCCUGUGAGAAGGAAGUUCUGCGAGGCGAGCUGGAGGCCGUCACUCAGGCUAAGACCAAACUGGAGAAGAAAUACAAAGAAUUAGAAGAGGAGCUAAAGAAAGUUAAAGCCGAACUGGAUGAGGCCAAACAGAAGGUCAAGAAUGAAAACGAGGACGACAGCGACGUGCCCACAGCCCAGAGGAAACGUUUCACCAGAGUGGAGAUGGCCAGAGUCCUGAUGGAGAGGAACCAGUAUAAAGAGAGGCUGAUGGAGCUGCAGGAAGCCGUCAGAUGGACAGAGAUGAUCCGCGCUUCAAAGGAGAAUCCCGCUCUUCCAGAGAAGAAGAAAUCCAGCCUCUGGCAGUUUUUCAGCCGUCUGUUUAGCUCGUCGGGCGGAGCGGGGAAGAAGCCAGCGGGGGAGGCGCCGGUUAACGUCAAGUACAACGCGCCCACCUCGCAAAUUCAGCCGUCCGUCAAGAAGAAGAGCAGCGCCCUGCAGCAGCUGCCCAGCGACAAGAGCAAAGCGUUUGAUUUCCUCAAUGAGGAUCCGCCCCCUGAGAGUUCGGUGUCACGGCGAGAGCAGAAGAGAGCUCAGUACAAACAGGUCAAAGCUCACGUCCAGAAGGAGGACGGCAGAGUGCAGGCCUACGGCUGGAGCCUGCCCAAGAAAUACAAAGCUAAUGGAGGUCAGGCAGAGGGCAAGAUGAAGAAUCUGCCUGUUCCCGUCUUCCUCAGGCCGCUGGAUGAGAAAGAUCCCACUAUGAAGCUGUGGUGUGCUGCAGGUGUCAACCUGUCUGGAGGGAAAACCAGAGACGGAGGCUCAAUCGUGGGAGCCAGUGUGUUUUACAGCGACGUGUCCGGUGCAGAAAGUCCCAGAAAGAAGAGAGGCUCGCAGAGCAGCAUUGAUGAACUGGAUCAGGAACUGAAGGAGCAGCAGAAGGAGUUGCGGCAGCAGGACGAGUUUUCCUCUCUGGUGUGGAUCUCCACCAGCACCCAGUCCAAUUCAAACGUCGUCGUCAUCGACGCCAACCAGCCCGGGAACAUCCUGGAGAGCUUCUUCGUUUGUAACUCGCACGUCUUCUGCAUCUCUAGUGUACCUGGCGCGAGAGAGACCGACUAUCCAGCCGGAGAGGAAGUGUCCUCACGCGCUGACGCGGGCCCGGUGGGAGACGGCUGCUUGUCGACGGCCGAUGGCGGCUCAGAGGGCGGCGGCGGCGUCCUCGAAGGCAUCACAGUUGUGGGCUGUGACGGCGAGGGAGUGACUGCUGUUCCUCAGACAGCGGACAGUCCAGACUCCAGGCCAGCAGAAGAGGCCAUGGAGGCCAGCGCGGGGCCUGUUGACCACAGCGAGAGCCUGAGAGGCAUCUACACAGAACACGUCUUCGCAGAUCCACUGGGAGCGCAGCAAACCAGGGAGGCGCCAGCUAACUAUUCUCAGAGAGAGAGCGACCUGCUGAAAGAUGGAGUGAGUUCAAACCCCAACGCAGAGGACCUGAUGAUCGAAGAAGCUCAAAAAAUGAGCAGCGUUCUGCCCACCAUGUGGCUGGGGGCCCAAAAUGGAUGCGUCUACGUCCACUCGUCUGUUGCUCACUGGAAGAAGUGUCUCCACUCUAUAAAGCUGAAGAAGCCCGUGAUCGGCAUAGUACACGUGAAGGGUCGGGUCCUGGUUAGCCUGUCUGAUAGCACGUUAGCCAUUUUCCACAGAGGAACAGAUGGGCAGUGGGAUCUGACCAACUACCACCUGCUGGACCUGGGGAAGCAGCACCACUCCAUCCGCUGCAUGACCGUGGUGCACGACCGGGUGUGGUGCGGCUACAGGAACAAGAUCCAUGUGGUGCAUCCCAGAGCCAUGAAGGUUGAGAAAACCUUCGACGCCCACCCUCGUAAGGACAGCCAGGUCCGUCAGCUGGCCUGGCACGGUGACGGGAUCUGGGUGUCCAUCAAGCUGGACUCCACUCUCAGACUGUUCCACGCGCGCACACACCAGCACCUCCAGGACAUCGACAUCGAACCCUACGUCAGCAAGAUGCUCGGUACGGGCAAGCUGGGCUUCUCGUUUGUGAGGAUCACGGCUCUAAUGGUUUCAUGUAGCCGCUUGUGGAUCGGGACUGGAAAUGGAGUCAUCAUCUCUAUUCCCGUUACGGAGACAGCCAACAAUGUAGCCACGUCAUCAGGAAGCAAUCCUGGAGGAGUGGUUCAUGUCUAUGGAGACGACAGUGGGGACAAGGUGACGGCCGGGACCAUCGUUCCCUACUGCUCCAUGGCUCACGCUCAACUCAGCUUCCAUGGUCACAGGAACGCGGUCCAGUUCUUCGCCGCCGUUCCAGGUCACGCAGAUCCAUCGACGUCCAUCGGAGGAGAGUCAACGGCAGACAAACCCGCCGAUGUCUCGGCUCAGGAAGGAAGCAGGUCCAUGUUGGUGAUGAGUGGAGGAGAAGGCUACAUCGACUUCAGAAUGGGUGAUGAGGACGGGGAGGCAGACGAGCUGGACGACCCCGCCUUAAAACUGCAGUCCUUCCUCACAAAAGCCGAGCGCAGCCAUCUCAUCGUCUGGCAGGUCAUGGUCGGUGAAGACUGAACUCAGCAUCACUGAAUCCCUAAUUUGCCCCCUUUGUGUCACAGAAACAGAGGAGAAAGCACAAGAUUAAUCAGCACUUGUUUUUUUUUAUUUCACUCCCUCGGUUUCGGACAAAGGAAGCAAAACGUGCGAAAACUGCACUGCGAGCAUUUUUCUCUGUUAACCUUGAACACAUGGAACUGCUUUGUCCUAUUUUUUUUUUUUUUUGAUGUCAUGAAUUUCAAGCAUCAUAUAUUAUUGCCUCGCGGAUUAAAAUUUUAUUCGAGGUGAGGCGGAUGUUUGCCAGGUUUCCGGUUGAAUCCCCUUAGCUGCGCUCAAUCGGGACACUGCUGAUGUUCCGUCAGCUGAUCAGAGGGAGGAAAACAGCUUCCUGUUCGUCCUCUGAAGAAUGUAAGACGUAGCGAGCGACGCGGGAGUCAAUCAUGGCGGGAUUGUUUUUCUCUGAAACUUCGCCGAUUAUGGUUCUUUUUUUUUUUGUUGGUUUUUUUAACGUGGAGAACGUCUUUGAAAGCCAAUAGCUGACACAUAUUUCAAUGGUGUUCGACUCCAAUACUCACGUUCAUCUCAUGUCUAAAGGCUUAAUAGGAAUGUUUUUCAUCAUGUAUUUCAAAUGGCCCGGUUUGUGCCUCAAAUCCCUAUUCAUUUAACAAAAAAAAACACACACAACAGUGUUUAUGAAGCACAAAAAGCUCAUUUCAGUUGUUUUUCUUUUGCCCACAAUACAGAUGUGGGUUGUUGCUAUGUGAAUUUAAUAAAAUAACACGAUUGUCUUCUGUCGGUAUUACAAGUGGGAGCGGGUGAGUCACCGUCAGAUACUGUUACACAUCUGGAUCAUAAAAGAACCAACAUGUUUCAAUCUAUUUAUUUUGUAGCAGUUCCCAAACCCCAGCGAUCCUCGUGGUAAACAUGCAGGUGUUUUAUCACGAUGGCUAAGAACUUCUUAAGUUUAGCUGAGAAACUUAAAAAAUUGUCAAUGUGUAUAAUCCCAGAAAUUAACAUUAAACUUUCCCUGAAGUGCCUGCACCAGGCCAAAGAUUUGAAUUUCACUGUAGGUCUCGAUAAGUGACUUUUUUUGUUGUUGUUGUUUUUUGUUUUGGGAAUGAAAGUACAAAAAAUCUUAAACAUAAAUUUGAGGUUAGGCUCCAUUUCUGCCUCGGACUGUCGAGUUGGUUCUACAUGGAGUCAUACCAUUAGCAUUGACACUGGACAGCAUUUAUCCCAGCUAUGUUUUAUAUACAGUUACAUAUUUUUUCCGGGCUUUUUGCUGAGAUCUGGCCGCUCUGCUGAAGUUGGGAAGACGCGCAAUAACACUAAAGGUAAUAAGAAGGUGUCAUCGUUUGCAGAUGACAUGCUGACAUCAAGUUCGCCGGUCUAAUCACGAAUUCGUACUGUUGUCUCCAAUCUUGCUGAAUACCCCAGCUUCUUUACCGCCAUGAUAACACGUGAUGCUUUCCGAUUAUUUCACAGCGCAUGCUUGUGUUGACCGAGUCGCAUCACUUUGCCUGUUUUCUGCUCCCAGCGCACACUUUAAGAGUUGCCUUAGACAUCAGAGUUCAAACAGCCUGUGACAGAGUUUCUCUAUUUUUCUCUAAAGAAUUUUAUUCUCUACCAAAGACUGCUAGCUAGCUAUGACGUCACGCAGUGAUCAAAGUCUCGCUUAGCUUUCACAGCAGCGUGUUUGCAAAAGGAAGCCAGGUUUUAUUGUUUUUUCUAACAGAAAUCAGAGUGUGUUGAUAUAUUCAGAUAGGUGUAUCUAUAUAUUUUUGAACUUUUCCUGUUUGUAAAUGGAAAUAUUUUGAAGGCGUGCGAGUCGUGAACAUGCGAGCGAGAGAGAGCUGGACGCUCGUUCUGUCCCCAGAUGAGAAGCCGAACUUUAACCCGUCUGGUUUUGCAACACUGACCUGCUUGCUUUCAACCAAACCUGCUUAUUAAUUCAAAUGUCCUUUUGUUUCUCAGAUUUUUAUUUCUUCUUUGAGUGUGGCUAAAAGGUUUUAUUUGUUGAAUAUCAGCCUCUUUCUGUCCUCCGUGAACACUGUAGUCAUGCUUUCUGUUUUUGUUAUCUCUUUAUGCAACUGUGUGUAUUUGCGUCUUCUCUCCACGAGAAAAGAUUUAUAUAUAUCUAUACAUAAAUAUUUCAAUCUCGCCAUUUCAGUAUUUAUUUUUGAUGGAUGAACCUCUGCGAUUGAGAAUGUAUCUUUGUACAUUGAAUAUAUAUGAUUAUAUAUAUAUGAGACUUAUAGAUGGUUUGGAUUUUAUUGAGUUGUAACCUGAGGAUUUCCUCAGCUAUGCACCACGUCUCUGAGGGGAGUGAAAGCUACACACACAUGCUCUGUCCUUUUGCAAUCAGUUAAAUUUGAACUUCUACUCAACGACGGGGCAGUCGACUCCCUUCACAGACUCUUUCCACACAUUUGUCAUCGCUGAAUUCUGCUUUUAGGUAACUCUGACAGGAGAGCAGUGUUUGUUUUGUUUUUUUCCCCAAAUCUGCAGUAAAUGCAUCAUCUUAAACCUCGGCAGCAUCUCUAGCGUUGCCUGUUUUUAACAAUUAAUUAAAGCAACUUUUGUCAACAUC
Poeciliopsis prolifica (blackstripe livebearer) is the source of this 7072-nucleotide messenger RNA. It is a transcript of the gene spag9b, whose product is annotated as sperm associated antigen 9b. The transcript has 30 exons. The record is from RefSeq and is a predicted model, not a curated record. Lineage: Eukaryota; Metazoa; Chordata; Actinopteri; Cyprinodontiformes; Poeciliidae. Gene Ontology annotation, cellular component: cytoplasm. Gene Ontology annotation, molecular function: JUN kinase binding; signaling receptor complex adaptor activity; MAP kinase scaffold activity. Gene Ontology annotation, biological process: vesicle-mediated transport. Bases 424 to 4500 code for a protein of 1358 amino acids.